Molecule: messenger RNA, 1058 nt
Organism: Camelus dromedarius (Arabian camel)
Lineage: Eukaryota; Metazoa; Chordata; Mammalia; Artiodactyla; Camelidae
Gene: CA7
Product: carbonic anhydrase 7
Exons: 8
Coding region: 1-912 (303 amino acids)
Biological process (GO): regulation of intracellular pH
Molecular function (GO): zinc ion binding; carbonate dehydratase activity
Source: RefSeq, a predicted model, not a curated record
AUGGCAGAUUCCUUCACAAGAGGCUGCUCCGCGGCAGUGAGCGGGGCCGGAGCCGCAGCCCGGGCGAGCAGAACUGAGCCGAGCCGGCAGGUGCACGGCUGCGUGGACAGCAGCGGCAUGACCGGCCACCACGGCUGGGGCUACGGCCAGAACGACGGCCCCUCACACUGGCACAAGCUGUAUCCCAUUGCCCAGGGAGACCGCCAGUCACCAAUCAAUAUCGUGUCCAGCCAGGCUGUGUACUCGCCCAGCCUUAAGCCACUAGAGCUUUCCUAUGAGUCCUGCACGUCCCUCAGCAUCACCAACAAUGGCCACUCUGUCCAGGUGGACUUCAAUGACAGCGAUGAUCGAACUGUGGUGACUGGGGGCCCCCUGGAUGGGCCCUACCGGCUCAAGCAGUUCCACUUCCACUGGGGCAAGAAGCACAGCGUGGGCUCAGAGCACAUGGUGGAUGGCAAGUCAUUCCCCAGCGAGCUGCACCUGGUUCAUUGGAACGCCAAGAAAUACAGCACCUUUGGGGAGGCGGCCUCAGCACCUGAUGGCCUGGCUGUGGUUGGUGUCUUCUUAGAGACGGGGGACGAGCACCCCAGCAUGAACCGUCUGACAGAUGCACUCUACAUGGUUCGGUUUAAGGGCACCAAGGCCCAGUUCAGCUGCUUCAAUCCCAAGUGCCUCCUGCCUGCUAGCUGGCACUACUGGACCUACCCCGGCUCCUUGACAACGCCCCCACUGAGCGAGAGUGUCACGUGGAUUGUGCUCCGGGAGCCCAUCAGCAUCUCUGAGAGGCAGAUGGAGAAGUUCCGGAGCCUACUUUUCACCUCAGAGGAUGAUGAGAGAAUCCAUAUGGUGAACAACUUCCGGCCGCCACAGCCACUGAAGGGUCGUGUGGUCAAGGCCUCCUUCCGAGCCUAAGCUGCCUACUUGCUCAGCCAGCCACCGGGGCAUCAUCUUCCCAAGGGCUUCCAUGUCAGCAGACACCAAACCAUCAGAGGCUACCUCCUCAGGAGGCUGUGGACACCCCCUCCUCAGCUGGCUUGCCCCUUGGCCACCCUGGAGGC